GCCGAAAAAGGAGCUUGAACUGCACAUGGCAACUUGUGAAAACAAAGUUUCUUUAGACAAUAUUGCUGCGGUAAUGAAGUCAAAAGAUACCCAAUCUACCUGGCAGAGUCCUCCUUGUGGAGAAAACUGGGAUAUAGACAAUGCACAAGACAGUAGAGUUACACCCUUUAUCCUAAAUGACUUUGGGAACACCAAACCUUACGAUAAAUCUGAUCUGUCCAGUAGCACUAGUGACAACAAAUUCUACAUUCCUCAGAUCCAGUACGAGUGAUGGUUUCCAAAUGUCAUCUGGAGCUUCAUUUGAAAGCAGCCAUUCAUAAUUUACAACGCCUUCUUGCAAACAAAAUCAAAGGUCUUUACUCCCCAAAAGGGACUUUUGAUAAUAAACCCAUCAACUACUCUGCAGCAGUUAUCUUGUGAUAUAGAGACGAAAGUUGCAUUGAACAA
Messenger RNA from Pelobates fuscus (common spadefoot toad), 447 nucleotides. Its product is annotated as protein D7-like. Bases 26 to 271 code for a protein of 81 amino acids. The transcript has 5 exons. The record is from RefSeq and is a predicted model, not a curated record. Lineage: Eukaryota; Metazoa; Chordata; Amphibia; Anura; Pelobatidae.